Spodoptera frugiperda (fall armyworm) is the source of this 1415-nucleotide messenger RNA. RefSeq names its product corepressor interacting with RBPJ 1. Gene Ontology annotation, biological process: negative regulation of DNA-templated transcription. The record is from RefSeq and is a predicted model, not a curated record. Gene Ontology annotation, molecular function: transcription corepressor activity. NCBI's taxonomy places the organism in Eukaryota, Metazoa, Arthropoda, Insecta, Lepidoptera, Noctuidae. Gene Ontology annotation, cellular component: nucleus. The transcript is spliced from 5 exons. Bases 147 to 881 code for a protein of 244 amino acids.
CAUUCUUACGUUGGAUCAAUAACUAGUCGUUUCUUUAGUCCGUGAUUGGCCAGUGACAAAGAGAAAAACUGGGAAAAUCUUUUGGGACUGACGAACUAACGAUUAACUGAAGGGAUUUGUGAAAUAAUAGAAUAAAAUCAUAAAACAUGGGGAAGGGUUUUAACAAUUAUAUGUGUAAGAAAUUUUUUCACCCUGCAUCAAGAGAUAAUUUGAAAAGGGUAUGGAUGGCUGAACAAAAAACCGAAGCCUAUAAGAAAAAACAAGAAGAGUUGCGUAUUCAGUAUGAGAAGGAACAAGAACUUCAUGAGAACAAAGCAUUGCUAAGCAAAGAUAGUAAGGAUAAAUUGAGCUUGAAUUUUAUGUAUGAACCACCCCCGGGCGUAAAGAAGGAAAGGGAACGUGAAGAUAAUGAACCAGAAUACAAAUUCGAGUGGCAACGAAAGUACAAUGCACCCAGGGAGAGCUAUUGCAAAGGCGACAACGAAAUACGGGACCAGCCCUUUGGUAUACUGGUGCGUAAUGUCAGGUGUAUAAAGUGCCACAAAUGGGGACACAUCAACACAGAUAAAGAAUGUUCUAUGUACUCCUUAUCAAUGGGUGAGGCUCGUGCUCUGCAAGCUUCUACAUCAGCUCCUGAGGAGCAAGAAGAAAAACCGGAUGUUCCUACACUUAUGCAGCAGAUGAGAGAUACUGGAUUGGUUAUGAAACCUGGAGCUUUACCUCUGUCUGCUACAAGGAUGGAAGAUAAUGAUACCAACAGCCUCACUGAACAGGAUCUUAUUAGUCAACUGACUAGAAAGCAGAAAAAAAAAUUGCUGAAAAAACUUGAGAAAAUGGAAAAAAAGAAAAAGAAGAAGCAAAAAAAGUCCUCCAAACAUUAAGAUUGUUCACCCUUAUAUUUUAACCUGGAAAAAUAAAUGUAACAUUUACUUUUUAUUUCACACACGUAGGUGGACCUAUAGCAUGGCCAGCCAGGAGUCUGUAGUAGUUUGGGAUAUGAGCUACCCUAGUCAAAUCGGUAAGGAAUGAUGGAAACCGUCAUCUCUUAAAGGAUUUAGCUCGACUGAACCAGUGACUACUACAACAGACUAGUCUAUUUUUGAAGGGGUGAAAUUCAUUAAAUGCCUUCACCCAUUUUGGGCGAGGCUAGAGUGAGUGUCAGACUCUUACUGACUAAAAACCACCCCGUUCCUACUUCUGCCCUACCCGCCGUGUAGUCCGCAGCUCCGGAUUAGGCAUCAGCCCUACUGGGCCUCAUCUGUGGUGGUCUGAUGGCUGCUUGAGACUCCUACCUGGCCACGGUACAGGUCUUCCUAUCCACUUAUUGGGAUAAUUAGCCAGAACGAUGGAAUUUCUGUAAGACAACACCUCUGUAUCACUUAGUAUAUUUUUUUCCAAUAAAGAUUUUAUUUCAA